AUACAAAGCUUUAGCUAACGGACUUUGGAGUGAGUAAAAUCCAACUCCAGUAAAACUCCAGCACAGGCAGAGCUCAUCUGAUCUGCUGCAAUAAUAAAUGAAACUGCUCCUGGGUUUUAAAGAGCAGCUCUGAGUCUGAAGGGGCGGAACUGAGUGAGCGCUGCGCCGCUGAAUGCUCGCUGCACCGAAUGCGCUGCUGACAGCGGCUCCGCACAGACCGAGGACGAACACCCACAUCGAUCAUGCGGGACAUCAUGAAUUUGCCCUCUCAAAUAUCUGAGGUAUGAGCCAUUGCACCAUCCCUGAGCGUCGGCAGAAGCCUGAGCAGGACGCAAGGGUGUGCACUGUGUUCUGAGAAACAGCUAGUGGAUAUCUAGACAUCGGAGAACGAGCAACAACCUGAAUUAUGUCUUACUAUAACCGAGAACUGGUGGUAUUUUUUAUCAAAUAUAAACUCUCGCAGAGGAACUACCCCUGCAACCACAUUGGACUUACAGAAGACACAAAUCGGACUGAUGGGGCUGAAGAGAAUGGCGAGGGGGCAGCAGGAGCGACAACUCUUGUUAAUGGCACCAUGAAUAGAACGAACGCUAGUUCCACUGGGACCCCACCACAAUCCCCUGCUUCAUCCCCCCAGCGUCAAACAAAUGGGUCUGGGGGUCUAGACGCAGUGAAGGAGGCGCUCCGUGAUUCUGCCAACGAGUUUGAGCUGCGCUAUUCCAGAGCAUUCAACGAUCUUUCCUCACAGCUCCACAUCACACCCGCCACAGCGUACCAGAGCUUCGAGAGCGUGAUGGAUGAGGUGUUUCGCGACGGCGUCAACUGGGGCCGAAUCGUGGGGUUGUUCGCAUUCGGAGGGGCUCUGUGCGUCGAGUGUGUGGAGAAGGAGAUGAGUCCGCUUGUGGGACGCAUCGCAGAAUGGAUGACCGUCUACCUAGACAACCAUAUUCAACCCUGGAUCCAAAGCCAAGGAGGAUGGGAACGCUUUGCAGAGAUCUUUGGAAAAGAUGCAGCGGCGGAAAGCAGGAAAUCGCAAGAAAGCUUCAAGAAAUGGUUGUUUGCAGGAAUGACCUUGCUCACGGGUGUCGUCGUUGGGGGACUCAUUGCACAGAAACGCCUGUGAAGAUGAGGAUAACCGAAGAUCCAAAUACACCCAUGGCUUAAUUUAGAGCUCCAGCUAACAUGAAGGAACUUCAAAUACUUUUGUUUCACAUUUGUUUCCCUUUUUAUUGCCAAGAAAUUUCAUGUUUACAUUCCACGUCCCACCGUGUGCUGUUGACUGAGUGGAGCGCACCCGUGAUGUCCCAUCACAUGACCCAGACUGCAUGAGGAUGAUUUGCUUUUAGUGACUGAGAAAAAGCAAAGUCGUGUUUCCUUAUAGCCUUUAUAACGAAAUGAGAAAAAUGACUAAAUCAGUCGAGAAAAAUCAUAUGACUAAACCAUAGUCCUGUCUUUAAGAUUUUUGGUUUGUUUGUUUUAAUAUAAAUGAUUAUUUUCAGCUUUAUCAUCAGUCCUUUUAAGUAUCUUUAUUAUUCUCUUAUUUUCAGAGACUGGCAAAAACUGACAAGGACACAAACAUUUUAUCUUUAAAUCUAAUUUAAGCUAAUUUUGAUUCUCGAGGUAAUGACCUAAUGAUAGAGAAGAAGUUGCUUCUGAACUGAAUUAGAAAUAUUCAGUCAUUACAUCAGCACUGACAUUUCUGAGGAAUGUUGUUGCUGUCUGGAGUGCCAGAUAUCAGCUCGAGAGCAGAGAGGCACCUUACCGUCCUGGCACUACACUGAAGCGCCCGCUUCCUCUGCCAUCUCUACCAUUAGAGGACAGUGUGGAAAGCAGAUGACACAUGUCUGUGUGAGUGUGUUUUAUGUGUUGUUUUCUAUCUUUUUUCAAUUAUUGUUCUGUUCCAUUAAAUAUGCACAUUUGAUUUGCUUUAAAUGUGUGUGAGAACCUGCAUGGGCGGGUUUAAAAACCUCUGAAGCAAAAAUUGUCUAAAGGACCAACAGUUAUGAGAAAUUAGUUCUGUUCUGAGAAGAAGUUGUGUAUGUUUAUUGUUUGAUGUUUGAUUUAUUAAACUUUAGUUUCAGCUUCAGAUUUGGUAUCACGCAUAACUCGGUAUCUUCAAGAUCCUAAAGGGGUAUAGAGGAGACGUGGAUACAUAAGGAGUGAGCAAUUUACCUUUGUUCUGUCUGUGGCUGCCCACAACUGUGUUUUGAACACAGAAAUAAAUAUUAAUAAAAGCAAAAAGUUAAUAGAUUAAACCGUAUUGCCACCAGAGCGCUCCGUGUCUUAUAUGUUCUUGGGAAUGAGGAUGUAACUAGUACUGGGAAUACAGCUCUAGCAUUUGUAAGAAGCUAAUAGAUACUGGGAUUUGUUUUAUUUGGAAUUUAAGGUAUGUAAUGACAUGCAGUGGU
Molecule: messenger RNA, 2408 nt
Organism: Danio rerio (zebrafish)
Lineage: Eukaryota; Metazoa; Chordata; Actinopteri; Cypriniformes; Danionidae
Source: RefSeq, a predicted model, not a curated record